UUAAAAAUGAAUAAUUCAAGCUAUUUUGGUAAAUAUUCCCUUUCUGAAGCGACUAUAAAUAAAUUAACAAAUCAUGAAGAGUUAUUAAAGCCAACUUAUCAAUCUAGUGACUCUGCUUGGCAUAGGUUAUUUAAUUCAGAGGAAACCGAAGAAGAAAUAGAAAAAAAAGAUGAAUCUAUGGAAAUUGAUGAAGUCGACGAAGACGAGUCAGGUGAUGAGUCCAUGCUUCCGUCAUCGCAAUUUUUCUUUACACAAGUCCAGCGUAAGAAACCCGCGACACCUGUUGCUCUUCAAGAGAUCAAGGGAGCUGAUCUGAAUAAUGUCGUGGAAAUUUUAUUUGAAGCCCUAGAGCAAAGCAAGAAAUUAAAUACCGAGUUCUUGAAAGAUUUGACGGACUCUGAAGUUUUGACAGUGAUUGAAAAAUUAGCUGAAAGGUUGAACUUGAAUCAUACUCAUGACCUGUGUAAUUCUUUGUGUGACAUGCAAGGAGAUUGUGCUGUGCAAUAUAUUAAACCUAUUUGUUCUAAAUUAUUACUCCAAAAGAUUGUUGAUUUAGAAGAACCGGCAAGAAUUAUCACCCUUGCAGUGAAUAAAUUAAUGAAUAAGUUCCUUCAAGAUGUUCAGAAGUUGAUAUUCAUUCCUUUGGUAAAUGCUGAUUUGAAAGACACUUCAGUAAUAAAAGUCUGGCAUAUGUCAGUGAUUCCCGCGCUGAUAAACAUUAAAAUAGACAAUAAUUUAAAAGACCGAUUGAUCCAGCUGCUACUAGACAAGUCGACGACUUUCUCAAAGGACAAAAAUUACAGUAAAUUUAUUUUGUCGUUCAUUAAACUAAAUCCACCGUUUAGCGGAGAACAAAAGAGUUCCCUGGACGAGAUAGUAGCUAUCAACGAAACUAUUUUUAAAAAAGCGAUGGAGAGCCUUUUGAAUAAAAUGAACUUUCACCCUGAUAGUUGUAGUCACGCUUUCAACAUGACAGAAGAACUGUCAGGAGUGACAAUUGUUGUGUUUAUAGCUGCUGGUGUUUUAACUUUUUUACUCCUGUUUAUAUUUGCUAAACGUCAAAUUAUGAGAUUCGCGUUGAGAUCUCGUCGAGGUCCUCACAUUUCUAUAGGACAGGAUGCUAAAAAAUCUUUGAAGAGGGAACUAGAGAGGAGAAUCCAAGUAAUUCCUAGGAUACAACACGAACCACAGUUAAUUAGUGAUCCUAGAUAUAUUAUGGAGCCAGGAAGCCAAGUACCACCUCAUUAUUAUCCGGCUUUAAAUGGCAGCGGACAGCGUAUGAUCCAUCAGUUUUGUGAUUUAUAUGAACAUGCUAGACAUGAUCCGACUGAGUUUACUGAUGAGGAGUACCAAGUGUACUCUAGACUACACCUAAAACUUAUUGAUGCAGCUCGUCUGUUAAAAUCAUAUCCAAGCAGUAGAAAAUCAAGCCCAAGUCGUACGCCGAUCAAGAAAAACGUUGAGACGAAAAGAAACAUCCUGGAACCACGAAUGAGGCCUCCAGAGGAACAAGUGCUCAGCGGGUCGCGGCCAAAUACCUUGACAGUGAUGGCGUUAGACAAUACCGAGACGUCUGUCUAG
Messenger RNA from Cotesia congregata, 1581 nucleotides. Lineage: Eukaryota; Metazoa; Arthropoda; Insecta; Hymenoptera; Braconidae. The record is from the annotation of a GenBank genome assembly.